Molecule: messenger RNA, 8778 nt
Organism: Aplysia californica (California sea hare)
Lineage: Eukaryota; Metazoa; Mollusca; Gastropoda; Aplysiida; Aplysiidae
Product: nuclear hormone receptor HR96
Exons: 5
Coding region: 2-1375 (457 amino acids)
Biological process (GO): cell differentiation; negative regulation of transcription by RNA polymerase II; positive regulation of transcription by RNA polymerase II
Molecular function (GO): nuclear receptor activity; RNA polymerase II cis-regulatory region sequence-specific DNA binding; zinc ion binding
Source: RefSeq, a predicted model, not a curated record
UAUGGCCGACGAUUCAGACUCGGUGGCUUCCUCUGGCAUGAUGUCAGAGGAUGAGAUGUUUGCGUCGUCCAGCAGUGCCAGCGCGGGGACUUGCCAAGGGCAGCCGGAACAGCCCAGCACGUCUGGGAUGGAGGCUGAGGAGAAGCCCUCUUUCACGUGUCGGAAGAUGAAGCUGAAAGAUGAGAAAACGUGUGGCGUGUGUGGAGACAAAGCACUGGGAUACAACUUUAAUGCCAUCACAUGUGAAUCUUGUAAGGCAUUUUUCCGGAGGAAUGCGCUGAAAGAUAAGUCAAUGGUUUGCCUUUUUGACAACAAAUGUGUAGUGGACUUAAGGACCAGGCGUUUCUGUCCGGCAUGUCGCAUCAGAAAGUGCUACAGCAUUGGCAUGAAUCGAGACAUGAUUCUAGAUGAUUCUGAGAGAAGGAAACGUAUGAGCAAGGUCAUGGCUAACCGUGCCAGGAAAGGAUCAAGCACAAUGCUUACGUCUCCAAUAGCGGUUCAAAUCAAAUCUGAAGUGGAUACAACAGAUAGCGUGAUGAUCCCUCAAGAGAGUUUCCAUCACAUCACAGAGGUCACUAGACCUCCUACGCCUUAUGGAAAGCCUCAUGGCAACAGUUCGGACAUCAUCUUCAAGCAUGUUCCUAAGGAGUCACUUCCAACAGACCGCAACAUGUACCAUCAGUUGUCCUCUACAGACAAAUGUCUCCUCUCAGACAUCACAGAAGCUUAUCGCAGUACACUGGCAGCAAUGCCUGAGAUGGGUCCAUACUCCAUCGAGAAAGAGUACCAGAAAGCCUCUGAUCUCAUCAACCAUUCUGAGGUGGUGGUUCGGAAGCUCAUAAUGUUUGUGAAACAUCUAGAAGACUUCAAGCAUCUUACUCAGGAAGAUCAAAUUGCUGCUUUAAAAGCGUGUGUCAUGAACACCCUCCUUCUUCGGUCGGCCCUCUUUUAUAACAUCGAGAAAGAUGCUUGGUUAACACCGAAGGGUGAGAUCCCCACCAGCAUCUUAAAAAAUGCAACAGGAUUUGUUUCCUUGCACAAUAAUCAUGUGUACUAUUGCAGGAGAGUGAAAUCAAUGGCCCUGGAGGACCUCAACUUAUACGCCUUACUUCAGGCACUGAUCAUUUUUGAUCCAGCCGGCUUCAAUGUCACGGGUCGCGAGUUUAUCUCGUCCAUUCAAGAUCGGUACAUUAUUUUGCUAAAGCACUACCUGGAGUCUGUGUUUUCCUACGAUUAUGCCAAGGAUUACUACGUGAGCGCCCUGGACCGACUGUGUGACCUCAAAGUUCUGAGCGAGGAGCAUGCCAAGAUCUUGCUACAGGUAAACCCGGUGGACGUGGAGCCGCUCAUGUUGGAAGUUCUCAACCUCAAGUAAGCUCAGUAACACCCACCCCCCCCCCCCCUCCCCCCUCCCCUCAACUCCGGGCAGGCUUACAAGUUUGCUGCCACGACAGUUUGUGUCAGUUCUCAGAAAAAAACGUGUACACCCGUCAAGAAAGGAAUAGACAUUUGUUUUGAAUAUUGAUGCUGUGUGGUGCUGUUGACCUUGUUGUGACUCGAGAGCACACCUUUUAUUGUCUCAGGGAGAGGAGGUACCCUCCUGGAUGUGUCAUGUGCUGCUUAUUAACCACAAACACCCUGCCAUUUGUUCUGCGGGUGAUUAGAUUGAUUUGGUAACAAAGAUUUUAAAAAAUUAAUUUGUGUAUGUUUAAUCCAUAGAGUUUCCAACUUUCUCCUUUUCACCCACAACCUGGUAUCUUUGCUUUGCCAGCCAUUUUGUUAAUCAGUCUUCACUUACACUUAAUUUCAUUUAAGCUUUGUAACUUCUGUGGUUUAUAAAUGAAAUAUCGGUUGAGCCUUUUGAUAAGAUACUUAUAGGGGUCUUCUACCUGCUUCAUCACAAUAUGGUUGUUUUAGAGGCUGGACCUCUGAUUAAACACCCAUAUGUAACUGACCUGAACUUCGAAAGUUCUUCAGGCAAUAUGUUAAAGAAUGCCUUGUUUAGAGUAUGAGCUAGGGUCACCUUCUUUUUAGUGGAAUUUGUUAAGGAGUGAGAUAAUGAUCAGCUGUGAACAUUGUGUUUCAUAAAAGGCCAGUACAGAUACAAUUCUUCACACUUUCCCAUAUCUCUUGCCUGUUUUGAUAAUGUUAUUUCUAUGAUUUGAAUACCUUUUCUGGUGUGAGGAAAGCAUCUAAUAUAAUGAAAUGGUCUGUUUGACCUGACCAGUGUAAAAAAAGUGCAAAUUUUUGCCUUUUGGGAUUUCUUCUAUGCUCCUGUUGUAGUAUGCUUACAAUUUAUUACAGACUGUUUUGCUAAAAACUAACUUUCCGUUUUUUCAGAUUUUAAAAUAUUUUAGUGUUCUGUUUUUCAUUUUCCGCAUUCCUUCCAAUUGGGUUCUAAAGAAGUGGAUAGUCGCUACUGUGCACCUAGUGGGAGUGGCAUCCCUAGCUCAUAUAUACCUAUCUGUUUAGUUUAUUUUUUUUAUGUAUUGGAGAGACCUACUUUAAUUUUUUUCUUGAAAAUUAAUUUUUUCCUGUCUUGACAAAAAUGGCCUUUUAUGUCAACAAGUUAAUCUUAUUGUCUUAUGAAAGAUUAAACAACAGCAAUAUAUUUGCUUUGAAGAGCAGCUUUGAAGAUGGAUUCAGUCAUUUUCAUCUUUAUAUAAUUAAGAAAAAUAUUGUGGAUGCCUGAUAUCCUGCGUAAACAUUGGUCUCCUUUUUUUUUCUUUUGUGGCUGUUAUUUUCUAAAAAUUUCGUCUUUAAAAAGUUGGGGUUCACACUCUCCUUAAUUGUUAAAAAUUGGUGUUAGCUGAAUAGAAGUAAUGUCUGUUCACAAUGAAGCGAACGUUUUACUGCAACUCUUGUGUGUAAAGUAUUACUAUUAGUAUUAGUGGACAGCACUAAAAUUCUUGACAAUAUUUUAAAAGUUGAAACUCUAGAAUGGCUUCUUGAUCAGAUUAGAGUGUUCUCGUUUGUCUGCAAAUACCAUAUUUUUUAUAAAGGAUUUGGUAAAGCCCGGUGAGACUACUUUUGCGUCUUCUAUAGAAGCUACCACUCUUUUUUGUGUCUCUAAUGAAUAAAAGGACUGAUAUGAAUGGCUAUAGAGAUGUAGAUGGUAGGUUCUUGAAUGCCUUCUAUGUUUAUUAACUGUUUCCUUUGACUACUCCCUGAGAAGUGUAAGGAUAUUGUGCUUACUGGUCAUGUACUCCAAACUCAUUCACAGUCUUGAAAGAAAUAAAAAAUCAUAGGAAAGUUGUUUUAUCAUGUAUGGAUAUUUUAAAAAAAUGUAGUUUACAUGCUGUCCUGUAAUUUGCUGAGAAGUUUUCCAGAAAGUGACGUUCUUAGAGCUUACUCCUCUCCUUUUUGUGCUAUCAACUCUCACCCCUCACAUCUUUCCUUUUUAGACCUUUUGUUCCUCUCCCCUCUCUUUCUCUCCCUCUCAUUCUCUCCCUCUCAUUGGCUUUUCUUCUCCCAGGCUGUGUCCCUCUGCCCCCCCCCCCCCAAUUCUAUGAGCUGAUAAAAUUUAUCCACAGAUCAUUUUCUCAGGUUAUUGAGGUUUAUGAUUAUAUAAAUAUAUUCCCAGCCAUAUCUUGCAUAAUUUACUUUUGUUUGUCAAGUCUUAUUGUCAGUACUUAUUAUUGAUUUUAAAAGAAAUACUUCAGCUUCAUUUUUGAGUUGGUUACACACAGAGACUCAUUCGGUCUGUUAAGUAGUAAUUAUUUUAUUCUUUACCUAUUUAUGUUGACAGAGGAUGAGGAACUGCUCUUGAAUGAGGUUCUUUUCAGACGCUUUGUUUUUAAGAUGAAUCCUAAUUUAAUUUUAGUUUGCUAGUGGAAAUUUGUUUCAUGGUGAAAUACCCUUGCUACUGUAAUUAAAAUCUGUUUAUUUUACAAAGUUUUUGUUUUGCUAAAUGCUCACUACUUUAAACACCUGGAUGAACAGUUUUCUAUUGAUAUUGUGCAGUAUAAACCUGUGACGUAAGUUUGAAAGAACUGUCCCUUUUUCUGCUACUUUUUGGUGUUGAUAUUCUAAUGGUUAAACUCCUAGAGACUAUAAUUGUUUUUCGUCUUUGAAUCUUAGCAGAGGCCAAUGUUUUACCGGUAUCCUUAAUAAAGAUACUUUUGACAAAUUUCUCACCUCAACCAGGCAUGAAUAGCUUCCAGAGUGAGACAAUAAAAAGAUCUUAUUAUCAGUAUAUUAGUGUUCAAGCGACUGUAAAAUGGCAGCUUGCACGGAAUGCUUCUGAAGAAUCUUUUUCUGGGUUGUGAGCGGCUUGGCAUUUUAGAGAUACUACAAUUUGCAGAUGGGACAGUUCUCUUGAUGUGAAAUUGUCUCUUUUUUUUGUAUGUAGGUGCAUGUGCUGUCAGGUGAUAAGACUCCAUUUUGCACUCUGUCUACUGUACAGUGUUAUCUUUAUUUCUGUUUUCCACAGCAGGUUCAGGCUUGCAAUAGAAUGUUGAUCAGUUCUGCUCAAUCUGUUGUACAUUCAUUUGAUAUGAACUUCCUCUUGAAUGCUGCUCCAGUGAUUGCCAAAUCAGUCUGGUGUUUACCAUGCACUGCACAGUUCACUGUAUGAGGCGUACAUGAUAUCUGUCCAGCCCACAAAGAUAUAUCUUUAUAUAAGUGCCAUUUAAAUUUGUUUUAUAAUGUGAACCAUGAGUAUGUGUCUUGUCUAGUACAGCGAGAAAGCACAGUCCCUGUUUUUGGUGUUAAAAUUUCUGAUUUGUUGAAGGUGAAAAAAAAGUUGAAAUCAUAUCUGUAGAAUCACAUGUUGUAAUGUGUAAAUUUGAGAUUUUUAUUCUUCUGUGAAAACUUUUGACUUUUCAUCGAUAAUGUGCUGUUGCUGUCAAAUAAUGAAAAGUAUGUUGUAUUUAUUUACCCUUUCGCUUUCAUUUUAUGGCUUGUUAUAAGAGAGGAUCACAAGGAAAUAAUUCUGUUUAAACUACAUUAAUUGUUGAGCUCACAAGCUGAACGAAAAAACAUUUAUACAACAAAUACAGUGAUGAGAAGAUAAUCUUGUUACUGCCUGUUGUGUUCUCCUGUACUUGUAUCUACUACAUGUAGUUGAAUUGACAACAUUGACAGAAUUGUAUUCUGCACCGGUUGCAUUGUAUUAUAAUAAUACAGAAAAGGCUGAAGCAGUUUCUAUUGUUAAAAAGAAAGUUCCGAAUCUAGAUGCUCUGUGUCUUUUAUGUAUUUUUUUCGUUAAAGAAAUGUUGGGUUUCAGUUGAUAUGAACUGAAACAUUUGCAUUGAUUCUGGCUAAGGAAUUUUGACCUUUUACCGGAGUAUGAGAGAGAGGUAUUAAGAAGGCAUUGAUUGAACCAUCAUUUGUGUUUGUGUCAGGACGCUAGAAAACAUAUUAGUUUAAUUGAUAAAAAUGAAGAAAAUGAUUUCAAAUCAUUAGAUUUUUCCCCCUUUUGCCUGCUGGGAACAAAGGGUCACAAACUUACAAAGUUCACUGUGCAAUGUAUCUAUUUGUGGGGGGAAAAAAGCUCAACUGUAGAGAAGGACACUUUGUAGGAAAAGUGCUCCGUAAUUAUUUGUUUGAUACUAUGCUUAUGGGUUGGGGUUGGUACGACAUUGUGAGUUUGACAGCCUGCGAAAGAGGAAAAUACCACAGAUGAAAACAUUCUUUUACGGUGCAGCUGGCUAAGAUAUAGGUCUAUUUUUGUAAUAAUCAUAUUAUGGUAAUUUUAACAGCCAAGAUGAAAAUUCACAGAUGUAUAGCACCAUGCUCAAUUUACUAACUCAUGGGAUUUGAAAGAAGAUAAAAAGGAGGUUUUAAACAGUAAAAGGUCUUUGAUCAGAACUUUUUUUUUCAGCCUUGUAUUAAGUCACCAGUGUGUACAUGCUCUUACGUGCGGUUCAUGUGGAGUGGGCUUGUCCCCUCAGGUUUUGGAACAAAUAGAUGGGGCCUGACCUCGUUUUCUCACCUUCAAAGUGAGUGUCAUAUGGCCAGCUGUUGUUUUGUUUGGGAGCAUUGGGCGCCUGACUUUGUGCUAUAUCUGUUCAUCUUUCUUAACUUUGCUAUUUAGCAAUCUUUGCUGAUCUAGUUUUUUUUAACAUUACUUGUUUGCCCUGGACUUUACAUGUAUUCAUACAAUUGAUACAAAGGGACAGAAAUGAAUGACAAAAUUUUGGCAGCAUUGGUAUGGCUGAGUUGAUGACACGUUGCUUCUCUUCAACUUUGUUCUCUUUGAUUUCCAUCUUCUUUUCUCAUUUGCAGUCAAGAUAAAUGGGAUGUGAUGUUGUACAGUAAUCACCGUGCCCUGCAUCUAGCUGUAUACUGCUUCCACCUGGGCCUGGUGCGUGCUAGCAAAUGAAAUCCAAUCUUGUUCGGUUAAACGUCUAUCAUGUCUAACCAGUGCACCAGUCUCUUUGGAAUUUUCACAUUUCGCCGAGAGAAAAUUGUUAUUUAAAUAAUUUCAGCAUAGUAAGAAUUAUUACAAUAUAGCUAGCAGACUAGUUGAAAAGAGGUUAGGAAUUUUAAAAGUGUAAGCUAUCAGUUAUUUUGUGAAAUGGAUAAGCGGUCUGGACAAGUUUUUGUAACAGAUAUAGCUUUACCAGUAUUCUCAUAACAAGGUGGGUAGAACAGCAACUGUUCUACAAGUAUUCUCGCUGGUUCGGGGCCAGAAGUUAAGGCAGUGAAUCUGACAUAAUCUUCAGAACAUAGACAGUAGAACCAGUCAAAUGAUCUUCGCAAUGUUUCUUUCAAACUUUGUAACAAUACCCUAUUCCUUCUCUGUACAGCUUCAGAGUGCCCCACUCACCCUUUCUGUAAAUCCCCCCCCCCCAAAAUAAAGCAUCCUUCAUCCUGGACAUGAAGUACACACUGUAACAGAUUGGUUACUUUCCCCUCUGAGUUCCAUACUGUUACUUCUAUUUACUUGUACGUAUUACUUCCAUAAGUGAUUCAAAAUUGGUUACAUUUGUAUGCUUUUUUUUUUCUUCAUUCGUUUCCAAAAAUGACUUGACACUAUGCCCCCUCAGGACGCCGAUCGGUGACAGUAAGAAGCCAUCCCUUUUCCCCUGUAUCUUGGUCCGUGGGGAUAUGUGUUGCGCGCUGUACACGUUUCGUGGGUGAAAAGUGUUAACAAGAACGGCAGCGUUAAGAUUUAUGAAUGUGUAUAAUGAAGUAUGAUUCCAAUAUGUAAGAACUAGCGUAGUUAUUCUUAAAUUGUAGUACAUAAAAUUCAGAAAUUUUUUCCAUAUUUUAUUUCAAAUGUUUCUAUCAUGUAUAUUUACAUUUAAUCGGUGUGCUUGUUUUGGAAUUUACAUUGAUGUACCCUUUCUUUAUGCCUGUGUGGCUGGUGGUCAAUGCUUCUUUUCAGUUCUAAUCAUGAAAGUACAUUUGCUUGGCCAUUUCAUUCUUUGCAGAGCAUAUUGGUUUAGUGAACUUAUGUUCAAACAAGUACUUUCUGUGAUAUUAUGAGAGUUUCUGUGAAGCAGAAUGCUUAUCCUGUUUUGUUAAUUUUGUGAAACUUAAAAAGACCCUGCCACCAUUUGGAAACUGGCAAUUACUUGAUGUUCCUGAUGCCUUCUUUAGGCCCAGGCUAAAUACUUAUAUAUGACACUGGUGAAAAAUUGUAUUUUUGUUUGUUAAAUAAAAGUGAAUGUUUAAGACUGCUUUGCCUGCACAAAUUGAUUAGUUAUUUUGUUUUCAUAGAAUGAUAUUGAAGAAUUAGGUGAACAUGUGCAUUCUCCCAUGAAAUUUUAUAAAGAAAUUAUUCCCUGUAAGAAAAAAAUGUAAUGGUUUUUUAAAUGUAGGAGCUGUGGAUCACUAUGACAUUUAAAAAAACAUCCGGGCCUGCCAAAUGGAAAGAAACCUUUUAUAAAAAAGGCAAAGUAAUGAAGUUAAUGGUACAAAAGUAAAUUAGAAAGAGAGUAAAAGCAUAUUUUGAUUUUUGUGCUGAAAUUUGCAAAAUGGAAAGGUCCCUUUUUUUGAUAAAACAGUGUGCUGCUUAUAAAUCGUAAAGAGAAAGGAGACUUAUCCUGUCUGUGGCUUAUCCAAGAUAAAGCCUGUUGUCCCCACAGGAUAAUGCCACAUCUUUUUAGAAAGAUGCUCACCAGAGCUACUGAAGAUAUUAUUUUCAUAUAAAAGACUAUUGUCUUUAAUAUUAUCAAUCAUGUUUUUUCAAGUGUCCUCACAUUUUGUGCAACCAACUGCCUGGCAUGGAAAAAUAGGAAAAAAAUAAGAAUUUGAAGUCAGUAGAAUUUUGAUUUUAAAAAAGGCAUCUAGGUGUAGAGGGUAAGGUUUCACCGGAAAUAAUCUCAACAAUAUAUAUAUUGGGAAAACAAUGUCACAUGAUAAUUCCGGAGAAACUAACUGACUUCAUGCACUCUCUUUUCCAGCACAUAUUUUCAGGGCAUUGCAGGCGGUCAAAUCUAUCCUAAAACAAAUAGAGAGAUAUUCCUGAAAUCAUUUUUGCCUACAAUAAUACAAGUUUUAUCAUUUUUACCGUAAGAAAGAAUGUUCACUUUUAUAUUUCAUUAAUCAAAUGUAAUAUUUUGCUGUGGUUGCCUGUACAAUUACCAUGUUAUGUGUUUAGCAGCAAGGGGAGAAAUGAGUGAGAGAGGGAUAAAUAGAAUAAAAGAUAACGGAAGAGAAUGUAAGGUGUUAAUGUGAUGCUAUGUAUUUGUGUGUGUGUGUGUUUGUGUGAGUGUGUUUGUGUGUGUGUGUGUGUGCUUGUUUGUAUGUGUGUGUGUGUGAAAGAAGAAAAAUACACUGUUAUUAACUUUCAGUUAUUAUGGAUUAAUAAAGCACAUCUUAUUUUUU